Messenger RNA from Eutrema salsugineum, 2022 nucleotides. Its product is annotated as fatty alcohol:caffeoyl-CoA acyltransferase. NCBI's taxonomy places the organism in Eukaryota, Viridiplantae, Streptophyta, Magnoliopsida, Brassicales, Brassicaceae. Gene Ontology annotation, molecular function: acyltransferase activity, transferring groups other than amino-acyl groups. The transcript has 2 exons. Bases 550 to 1845 code for a protein of 431 amino acids. The record is from RefSeq and is a predicted model, not a curated record.
UUGAGUACACUCUAACAUUGAUUCGGAACCUAAUUAAAACGGCUCAUUAUUUGAAAGAAAGAUCCAACUUUGAAUUUUGGGAUAAAAUCAUAGACCCGUAACAUCAACUAUGACCCUAUUGUUAUAAUUCACUCUUAUCGAUCAACUAACCAAUUAGACUUAUAACUACACGUAUUUAUUCAAUCAACCGCCCAAUGUCUAAAAAAUGUAUUUAUGUCGCCAGAGCUUUAGUGGUCCAUAUUUAGCUAUCCAAUCUUCACUUGCUAAACAAGAUAUCUAAACCCUAAACUAUACUUAAACCCUCUAUAAGAACCCUAUAUCAAGAUCACUCUUGGUUCUUUACUGUUCCAUUUAAAAUUUCCAUUCUCUUUAUCAUCUCAUUAGCUCUACAGUUGCUACACAAGAUACCCCUAGCCCUAAUCUCUACUUAAACUACCCUAAAAACCCUAUAAAUAUUAAGACAUAUUCUCUAUUCAUCACUUUCUCCAUUGGAUUCAAAGACCUCUGACUAAACAUUUUUUAAGGUUUAUUCAUCUAAAAACCCUUGAAAUGGCGGACUCAAUCACGUUAGCCGUGACCACGAGAAACCAUGUACUCGUCCCACCGGCGUCAGAAACUCCAAAGGGUCUCUACUAUCUCUCGAACCUCGAUCAAAACAUCGCCGUCAUGGUCAAAACGUUAUAUUACUUCAAAUCGGAGUCAAGAACCAACCAAGAAUCCUACAAUGUGAUAAAGAAAUCUCUCUCUGAGGUUCUUGUUCAUUACUAUCCUGUCGCCGGAAGGUUAACGAUCAGCCCGGAAGGGAAGAUCGCCGUAAAUUGCACCGGAGAAGGAGUAGUGUUGGUGGAAGCUGAGACUAAUUGUGGGAUAGAGAUGAUCAAAGAAGCUCUCUCUAAGAAUAAAAUGGAUAUGCUCGAGAAACUUGUUUACGACGUUCCUGGUGCCCGGAAUAUUCUUGAGAUCCCCCCGGUGGUAGUUCAGGUAACAAAUUUCAAAUGCGGCGGUUUUGUCCUAGGACUAGGCAUGAGCCACAACAUGUUCGAUGGAGUCGCGGCCAUGGAAUUUCUCAACUCAUGGUGCGAGACGGCCAAAGGCAUCCCUUUAUCCGUCCCACCUUUCUUGGACCGCACGAUUCUUAAGCCAAGAAACCCGCCAAAAAUAGAGUUCCCACACAAUGAAUUCGAUGAAAUCGAAGACAUUUCCGAUACCGGAAAACUCUACGACGAAGAAAAACUCAUCUACAGAUGUUUCCUCUUCGAACCCGAAAAGCUAGAGAAGCUCAAAACCAUGGCAAUGGAAGAAGGUAGUGGUAAUAAUAAGGUUACAACAUUUCAAGCCUUAACCGGUUUUCUUUGGAGAUCAAGGUGCGAGGCACUACGGUUUAAACCGGACCAACGGGUUAAGCUUCUUUUCGCGGCCGAUGGACGGUCGAGAUUCGUCCCGCCUCUCCCGGUAGGAUAUUGCGGAAACGGCAUUGUGUUGACCGGUUUAGUGACGUCAUCGGGGGAAUUGGUUGGGAAACCUCUUGCUCGUUCGGUGGGUUUGGUUAAGAGAGCGGUCGAGUUGGUUACGGACGGUUACAUGAGGUCGGCUAUGGAUUACGUUGAGGUGAACCGGACCCGGCCGAGUCUGACCGCGACGCUUCUGAUUACGUCAUGGUCUAAAUUGACAUUUGAUAAACUGGAUUUUGGUUGGGGAGAACCGGUUUUCUCUGCACCGGUUGGUUUACCCGGGAGGGAAGUGAUCUUAUUCUUGCCAGGUGGCGACGAUAUGAAGAGUAUCAAUGUGUUCCUCGGGCUUCCUGCUUCGGCUAUGGAAGUGUUUGAAGAGCUUAUGAAGAUUUGAAAAGAAAUUUCAUAACCAAAUUAUGAUAUACAUUACAUUAUUUCUUCUACAGAUUAAUUAUUUAUAAAUUAAACAGCAGUUUCUUAUACCUAAUCAUUAUUUUAUACAUGUAAGUCUGAAUUGUUGCUACUUUGCUUGUAUCGGUUUCGAAAAUCUAUUAUAUAAUAGGAGAAUUUU